Messenger RNA from Diprion similis, 753 nucleotides. It is a transcript of the gene RpL19, whose product is annotated as 60S ribosomal protein L19. Gene Ontology annotation, biological process: translation. Gene Ontology annotation, cellular component: ribosome; cytosolic large ribosomal subunit. Gene Ontology annotation, molecular function: RNA binding; structural constituent of ribosome. The coding region runs from base 108 to 710 and encodes 200 amino acids. The transcript is spliced from 4 exons. The record is from RefSeq and is a predicted model, not a curated record. NCBI's taxonomy places the organism in Eukaryota, Metazoa, Arthropoda, Insecta, Hymenoptera, Diprionidae.
UACUUAUUACGAUAGCAACAAAUUGGCAAACAAAAUAGAAAAAUCGGAGGAAACAUGCCCGCAGCCAUCUUGGUUUUCUUUACCACGAAGGACUCAGAGACUCCAUCAUGAGCUCUUUGAAGUUACAGAAGAGGCUAGCCGCCUCGGUUAUGCGAUGCGGUAAAAAGAAGGUUUGGUUAGACCCGAAUGAAAUCAACGAAAUCGCCAAUACGAAUUCCCGUCAGAACAUCCGUAAACUCAUUAAGGAUGGUCUGAUCAUCAAGAAACCUGUAGCGGUUCACUCUAGAGCUCGUGUCCGCAAGAAUACUGAGGCCAGGCGCAAGGGGCGUCACUGCGGCUUUGGUAAGAGGAAGGGUACUGCGAAUGCUCGUAUGCCACAAAAAGAUUUAUGGAUUCAACGUAUGAGAGUCCUUCGGCGCUUGCUGAAGAAGUACCGUGAGGCGAAGAAAAUUGAUCGCCAUUUGUACCAUUCGUUGUACAUGAAAGCUAAAGGUAACGUCUUCAAAAACAAGCGUGUUCUUAUGGAAUUUAUCCACAAGAAAAAGGCUGAAAAGGCUAGGACCAAAAUGUUGUCCGACCAAGCUGAGGCUCGCCGUACAAAGGUUCGGGAAGCACGUAAACGCAGGGCUGAGCGCAUCGCCACUAAAAAACAAGAGCUCUUGCAGUCCUACCAGCGCGAAGACGAAGCAGCUGCAGCACAGAAAAAAUAACUUAGACCACCCGACAAUUUUAUUGUAUAAAUAAAUUUAAAAA